This is a messenger RNA of Sturnus vulgaris (Common starling), 1511 nucleotides long. NCBI's taxonomy places the organism in Eukaryota, Metazoa, Chordata, Aves, Passeriformes, Sturnidae. The record is from RefSeq and is a predicted model, not a curated record.
UCCCGGUCAAGGUCUGGGAGCCCAGAGCUGCAGAGGGAGUGGAUCCCAAACCUCCCUUCAUGGUUGAGUCUGCUGAAGAGCCAGGACACAGGUUGGAAAUGCAGCCGGGCACGCAGGCUCCCUAUUCCCUGGAGACGGGAUCCUUCCCUCACUUCUAUUCCCCCGUGCACGCCAGCUCCACGUCGGUGAGCCUGUCCUCGGGCCUUUCCACAGGGAAUUCCUGCGUGGAGGGGCCCCACAGCUACCUCGAGCCCCCCAGCGCCGCGCGGGCGCUGCCGUCGCCCAUGAACGCCCUGGGCUCCCCCGUGAACGCCCUGGGCUCGCCCUACAGGGUCAUCACCUCGUCCCUGGGCUCGCACCCCGUGGCUCUGUCCUCUGCUCCAGGCAUGAAUUUCGUGACCCACGCCAGCCCACAGCUCAAUGUCCUGAACAAUGUCAGCAGCUCAGAGGAUGUCAAGCCCUUGCCGGGUCUCCCGGGGAUGGGGAACAUGAAUUAUCCAUCCACAAGUCCAGGUUCCCUAGCCAAACACAUCUGUGCCAUCUGUGGGGACAGGUCCUCAGGGAAGCACUAUGGGGUGUACAGCUGUGAGGGCUGCAAAGGCUUCUUCAAGAGGACGAUCCGGAAGGAUCUGAUCUACACGUGCCGGGAUAACAAGGAUUGCCUGAUCGACAAGCGCCAACGCAACCGCUGCCAGUACUGCCGCUACCAGAAGUGCCUGGCCAUGGGCAUGAAGAGGGAAGCUGUGCAGGAGGAGAGGCAGAGGAGCAGGGAGCGCAGUGAGAACGAGGCGGAGUCCACCAGCAGUGGCAGUGAGGACAUGCCCGUGGAGAGGAUCCUGGAGGCUGAGCUGGCCGUGGAGCCCAAAACAGAGGCAUACAGUGACGUGGGCACGGAGAGCUCGACAAACGACCCUGUCACCAACAUCUGCCAUGCUGCUGACAAGCAGCUCUUCACACUCGUCGAGUGGGCCAAGCGCAUCCCCCACUUCUCUGAGCUGACUCUGGAAGACCAAGUCAUCCUCCUCCGGGCAGGCUGGAAUGAGCUGCUCAUUGCCUCCUUCUCCCAUCGCUCCGUGUCGGUCCAGGACGGGAUCCUGCUGGCCACGGGCCUGCACGUGCACCGCAGCAGCGCCCACAGCGCUGGCGUGGGCUCCAUCUUCGACAGGGUUUUGACAGAGCUGGUGUCCAAAAUGAAAGACAUGCAGAUGGAUAAGUCGGAGCUGGGGUGCCUGCGAGCCAUUGUCCUGUUUAACCCAGAUGCCAAGGGUUUGUCCAGCCCCUCAGAAGUGGAGUCACUGAGGGAGAAGGUCUAUGCCACGCUGGAAGCCUACACGAAGCAGAAAUACCCCGAGCAGCCAGGGCGGUUUGCCAAACUCCUCCUGCGCCUGCCGGCGCUGCGCUCCAUCGGGCUGAAGUGCCUGGAGCACCUCUUCUUCUUCAAGCUGAUUGGAGACACCCCCAUCGACACCUUCCUCAUGGAGAUGCUGGAGACACCCCUGCAGGUCACCUGA